UCGUUGGGCACCCUUGGGGUGCUGAAGAGCACGUUGCGCCUAGUGAAGGACCCUUUUCGGUUUCCGCCAUCUAAGCGCUGGUGGUGGAUUGGACAUCAAGAUGCAGAUUUUCGUGAAAACCCUUACGGGUAAAACCAUCACCCUUGAGGUUGAGCCCUCUGAUACUAUUGAAAAUGUCAAGGCUAAGAUUCAGGACAAAGAAGGUAUUCCUCCUGACCAACAGAGGUUGAUCUUUGCUGGUAAACAGCUGGAAGAUGGACGCACCCUGUCUGACUACAACAUUCAGAAGGAGUCCACGCUGCAUCUCGUGCUGAGACUGCGCGGUGGUGCUAAGAAGAGGAAGAAGAAGUCCUACACCACUCCCAAGAAGAACAAGCACAAGAGAAAGAAGGUCAAGCUUGCUGUGCUUAAAUACUACAAGGUGGAUGAGAACGGUAAGAUCCACCGUUUGAGGCGCGAGUGUCCAGCAGAUGAGUGCGGUGCCGGAGUGUUCAUGGCCAGCCAUUUCGACCGUCAUUACUGCGGGAAGUGCUGCCUUACAUAUUGUUUCAACAAACCUGAAGAAAAGUAAAGUACAGCCCUGACAACAUGUCCUGUUCGACGCAGAAGAUCGUUAAUUCCGGAGUUUGUACUUUGUAAAUAAACGUGCUCUGUCACUAACAAAA
Molecule: messenger RNA, 665 nt
Organism: Paramisgurnus dabryanus
Lineage: Eukaryota; Metazoa; Chordata; Actinopteri; Cypriniformes; Cobitidae
Source: RefSeq, a predicted model, not a curated record